AUGGCACUUAACUCAGUUUCAUUUGAUCUUUCAGGAGUUAUUAGCAUUGUUGCUCAUGAUGAUCGCGUCAUCUCAGGAAGUAGCAAUGGCUUCUUAAACGACAUACGUUUUGCUCAAACACAGCCACUUCAUUUACCUCCAGUUCAAGUUUCUCAAAGUCCUAUACGACAAAUAGUAUGUAUUUAUGAAGCAGCAUUAAUUGCUUGUCUUAUUGAUGCACAGGUUAUACUUUUUGAUCUUCAUUCGUUAGCUCAACAAGGUGUGUUACCCCGAUCAAAUGGAGCACUUGCAAUUUCUUUAAUUUCAUAUCUUCAUAUGGAUGAAUUGGGUAUUCCUAUAAUUAUUUCUCGCCUUGUAGUGGUUUUCAAACGGAAAAUUUCUGUUUAUUCAUGGCAUGAUUCAGAAUUAAUUGCAAAUACAAUAGACUUGGCAUUGAAUCAACGUAUUAAAACACUUGAAUGGAUUAAUUCUACAAAAUUAUGUCUCUGUUUUAUUUCUACAUGUGCUUUUGCUGAUAUUUCAACGGGAAGGAUUUUUAAAUCUAUUUCAAUUAAGGAUUUUAUAUCAUUAAGACCCUUAAGAGUGCUUAAAACAAGUGCGAAUUAUAUAGGUUAUUAUAAAAAAACAUCUAAGUUUAUAAUAACAAGAGUUUCUAAUGAUGAGCUUUUAUUAACCUAUAAUAUUAAAUCGCUUUUUAUGGAUAGUAAUGGUCAAUUACUCGAACGUAGCCCUAUUAUUUGGUCAUUGGAACCUACGCAUAUAGUUUACUUUCAUCCUUAUUUUAUUGUUGUUUUUAAUCAACAUAUUGAAAUACGUAACAUCGAAUCUUAUCUUAUCAUUCAAACAUUUGAUAUAGGAAAUAUUACUUGUAUAUUUUCUGGAAAAUACCUUUUUAUUUCCACACAGUCUCAAAUAUGGAAAUUAUCAAAUAUUCCUUUUGAUAAUCAAGUGGAUGAUCUCAUUUCUCAAAAUCGAUUAGAUGAUGCUCUCAUGCUUUUUAAUCGAGUCAAUUCUGUUUUGUUUCAAAAUAAGACUACUAAAAUUCGAUAUAUAAAAAUGAUGAAAGCAUAUCAAUUAUUUAAUGAGGGAAAAUACAAGAAUUCUAUGAUAUUAUAUUCUGAAAGUUCUUCAUCUCCUAUUGUUGUUAUUUCUAUGUUUCCAAUUGAAAUUUUUGAUUGCGAACAAUAUUUAAAUGAUUCUUCUAUAUCAAAAUAUAUAAAUGCUUCUAGAAUAUUUCUUGAGAAAAUGUGUAAAAAAAAUGGUCAGAUAUCUAAAGAUUUCAAUCACCCAGAAUUUAACAUAAAGGCUGCUACACGUGCUCUUGUAUCUUAUUAUCUUAAUGAUGUACGCCGAAAAUUAUCUUUUUUAAUAUCUUCUAUGUCUCAAUUUCAAGAAUCUUUUCAGGAUAUAUUAAACGGAACUUUACUUCCAGAAUACUACUUUACACUUCCCGAUUCUAAUAAUGCGCUAACUCUUGAAGAAAUGGAAAAAUUACUUGAAAUUGUUGAUACUACAUUAUUUCGUGCAUAUAUCUUUGUUAGUCCAGAUUUAGUGGGCCCUCUUGUUCGAUUACAAAAUAAAAUUCAAUUAAAAGUUGCUAAAGAUCUUUUGGAAAAAAACAGGAGAUAUAAAGAUUUAAUAGAUUAUUUUUUUAGAAAAUCAUUACAUAGAGAUGCAUUAGAUCUUUUAAAAAAACUUGGACAAGGUAUUAUAUCAGAUAGUAUCUAUCAAGAACAAUUUAAAGGAAUUUCUGAGAUUAUUAAAUAUCUUAAAAAACUUGACAAUGAUUAUAUAGAAGAGAUAUUUUCAUUUAUAAAAUGGCCUCUUGAAGUGGAUUCUGAUUUUGCUAUGGAAGUAUUUUUAAAUGAUAAUCAGCAAUUGUGCUUAUCAAAAAAAAAAGUAUAUAACUUUUUGCUUUCUUUGAAUGAAAAUUUAGCUAUUCGAUAUUUGGAAUAUUUAAUAAACAAUUUGAAUGAUCUUACUUCUGAAUUUCAUGAUUUUUUGAUUAUGCAUUAUUUUAAAAACAUUGAAGAACAUCAAGAAUCUGAUAAUAUUUUAGAAAAAUUAUUAAAAUUAUUAAUUGAUUCAAAAGCAUAUAAUUCUGCAUAUAUUUUAGAACAUCUCCCUAAAAAUAAUAAGCUUCUUGAGCACAAAGCUAUUAUUUUGAGCAAUCUAGGGCGACAUAAAUAUGCCCUUAAGAUUUAUCUUUUCGAGAUUAAGGACUUUAAGAAGGCAACAGACUAUUGUAUAAAAGUGUAUUCUAUGAAUAAUACGGAAUCAAGUGACGAAAUAUUUCUGAUUCUAUUAAAUCUUCUUUUGAAACCUCCAGAUGGUCAUGAAAUACAGUUAUCCAAUGCUCUUGAUCUUCUUUCUCUAUAUAGAUCAUAUAUUAAAAUUGAAACAGUUGCAUCUUGUCUUCCUUUGAACAUUAAAAUAUCCGAUAUCAAAUUAUACUUAGAAACUUCAAUUCAGAAUAAGACAACAGACAUUAUUAAUGGGAAAAUUAUAUCUUCUUUACAUAUAGCUAAUUUAAUGAAAUACCAGAAUAAAUUGAUUGAUGCUUGCAACAAGAAAUAUACAAUAACAUCUGAAAAAACUUGCGGAAACUGUCAUAAACGUUUAGGACAAAGUGUUCUUGCUAUAUUCCCAAAUGAUUCUAUUGUGCAUUAUGGAUGCCAACGAGCAUUUUUAAAAGCACAAAAUAUGCCAUAUACUGCCAAAUAA
Pneumocystis murina B123 is the source of this 2724-nucleotide messenger RNA. RefSeq lists its product as hypothetical. The transcript is spliced from 13 exons. The record is from RefSeq and is a predicted model, not a curated record. Gene Ontology annotation, biological process: vesicle-mediated transport; intracellular protein transport; autophagy. Bases 1 to 2724 code for a protein of 907 amino acids. NCBI's taxonomy places the organism in Eukaryota, Fungi, Ascomycota, Pneumocystomycetes, Pneumocystales, Pneumocystaceae. Gene Ontology annotation, cellular component: fungal-type vacuole membrane; cytoplasm.